AUGGCAGCCGAAGAUGCAAAGAGCUUCGUAAGGAGAGACACACUCAGAAAGAUUGAAGAAAAGAUUCAAAAUUUGUGGAAAGAACAUGAUGUUUACAGGGCCGAAUCUCGUGAAAAGCCUCCUGAGCCAGGGGAAAAGUUCUUUGGGAACUUCCCGCUCCCUUUCAUGAAUGGUUUUUUGCAUCUUGGACCUGCAUUCUCACUCUCAAAGCUAGAGUUUUCUGCACGUUAUCAUAGAUUAAGAGGUGCCAAUGUCCUCUUGCCUUUUGGUUUCCACGGAACUGGAAUGCCCAUCAAAGCCUCAGCCGAUAAAAUCGCACAAGAGAUCCAACAGUUUGGACAUCCACCAGUCUUUCCUAGCAACAAAGAGGAGCAAGGGAACCAUCAGGAAGCUGAAGAUGCAAAUUCAGGUGCACGCACCUACAGAUAA
This is a messenger RNA of Prunus armeniaca (apricot), 429 nucleotides long. NCBI's taxonomy places the organism in Eukaryota, Viridiplantae, Streptophyta, Magnoliopsida, Rosales, Rosaceae. The record is from the annotation of a GenBank genome assembly.